This is a messenger RNA of Ahaetulla prasina, 4039 nucleotides long. It is a transcript of the gene TRIP13, whose product is annotated as thyroid hormone receptor interactor 13. Gene Ontology annotation, cellular component: chromosome; nucleus. The coding region runs from base 266 to 1564 and encodes 432 amino acids. The record is from RefSeq and is a predicted model, not a curated record. Gene Ontology annotation, molecular function: ATP binding; ATP hydrolysis activity. Lineage: Eukaryota; Metazoa; Chordata; Lepidosauria; Squamata; Colubridae. Gene Ontology annotation, biological process: meiotic recombination checkpoint signaling; reciprocal meiotic recombination. The transcript is spliced from 15 exons.
CACGGAAGCACUUCUGAUUCAACUCGGAUCCUGGUUAAUGAAGAAAGAAGCGCGGGAAAUUUGUACAGGCGUAAGUGAUCGACCAACGUAUGUCUCCAGGUAGCAAUUGAAGACGCCUUGGCUGUUGGGGCUUUGGAGAAUCGGAACUUAAGAGGGAAGCGAAGGAAACUUGAUUUUUACCCGCCUUUUCUGAGUAGGCUGAGCGGAUUCCUGGGAAAGAAAUUAAAAACGGCCGCGGGAUCUCACAGACCGAUGUUUUUAUAAAAUGGAUGAAGCAACAGGUGAUUUAAAACUGCCUCUUCAAAAUGACUGUGAAUCCCUGCAGAUACAUGUGGAAGUUCAUCAGAAAUCAAACAGUACUGCAAAAAAAGAAGAUAUCAAACUAAGUGUCUUAAAGCUACUAAACCGGCACAAUGUUAUUUUUGGUGAUUACAAAUGGAUUGAGUUUGAUGAUUGCUUCCUAACAAAUAACGUACAAUCAAUUGCAGUUGUGGAUACAGAGCUAAAGCUGAAAGAAAGACAGCCUAUCAGCUUGAAUAAAUGCAAACUUUUUAUCCAUAUUUUUCAUCUCAAUGAGGAAGGGUCUACUACAGAAAAUCUGGAUGCAGAAGAUGAGCAUAUUGUUGCAGCUAAUCAUUGGUUAUUACCUACAGUUGAGUUUCAUCGUCUAUGGGAAAGCCUAAUUUAUGAUGCUGAAAUAAAAUCAGAUUUAUUAAAUUAUGUGACCACAACAUUACUAUUCUCUGACCGAAGUGUUGAUAACAACUUGAUAUCAUGGAACAGAGUUAUUCUACUACAUGGUCCUCCUGGAACUGGUAAAACUUCCCUUUGUCGAGCAAUGGCACAGAAGUUGACUAUUAGACUCUCACAUAGGUACUGCUAUGGACAGUUGGUAGAGAUAAAUAGUCACAGCCUUUUUUCUAAGUGGUUCUCAGAGAGUGGCAAACUUGUUACAAAAAUGUUUCAGAAGAUUCAAGAAUUAAUUGAUGACAAAGAUGCCCUUGUAUUUGUACUUAUUGAUGAGGUGGAAAGUCUCACUGCUGCUCGUAAUGCUUUUCAAGCAGGUACUGAGCCUUCUGAUGCCAUCCGUGUUGUAAAUGCAGUACUUACACAAAUUGAUCAGAUCAAAAGGUAUCCUAAUGUGGUUUUACUGACGACUUCAAAUAUCACAGAGAAAAUUGAUAUUGCUUUUGUAGAUAGAGCUGAUAUUAAGCAAUAUAUUGGGCCACCUUCUCCUGCAGCUAUAUUCAAAAUCUAUCAUUCUUGCAUAGAAGAACUAAUGAAGUGCCAAAUAAUAUAUCCCCGUCAGCAACUGUUAACACUCCAUGAGUUAGAGGUGAUUGGUUACUUAGAAAACGACGUGUCAAAAUUAAGUCUCCUGUUAAAAGAUAUUUCAAGGAAAAGCGAAGGACUUAGCGGCCGUAUCCUAAGAAAGCUUCCUUUUCUAGCCCAUGCACUGUAUAUUCAGUCUCCUAGUGUUAUAAUGACAACUUUCCUCCAAGCUUUAUCACUUGCAGUGGACAAGCAAUUUGAAGAACGAGCAAAGCUUUCAAACUGUGUUUGAUAUUCUGAUUCUUAUUCUAUGUUUUGUGGUAAUUUUUUUUAAUAUUUUGUUUUUUUAUCUACCUACUGAGAUUGCUAAUUAAGAACCAUAUGUUUUUAACCUGAAGAUCAGUCCAGACUUUCUUUUUUCAACUAUUGCACAUAUAAUAAAUUACUUCUAUAUGUUCAAAGGCUUGGUUUUGUUUGGGUCAAGAUGCCAUGUACUGUUAGGAAAAGUCAUUUAAAAGCAAUUCCAAGAAGUUAUUAUUCCCAAUAAUUUUGACACAUUCUUGGAGUUGGAAUGUCUAUGAUUUAUAUCAUUUUGUAUUGUUUCUCUGAACUAGAUGACUACCUUUUAUAUCUCUUGUAAAAAAUGAUAAAUAAGAAUAAUUUUUGUGUGUUUGUUUUGCUUCUCAUCUAAGAAGUUGAACUGUCUUGAACUGAAGAAACUUCUUGGAUGAGAAAUGAAAAGUUUUAAAGAAAAAAACCAAAGAAGUUCAAUUGCCUUUUGAAAAAAGGAUCUUUGGGAUAUGCUAAUUAAGGUUACUGUCUGAUUAAAAACAUAUAGAAAACUACAUGUUAAUAGAGUAAGUGGAAGAUAUGUUUUUGGUAUAAUAUAUGUAUGGGUCCAAGCCAGACCAAUCCUAAAAAGAAACAAUCUCACAGAAUACCUGUUUGCCUUUUUCAACCUACAAUUUAAUAUGUAUUUAUUUAAUUCAGUUCUAAUAAGCAAAAACAGUUUAAUCUAAUACAUUAAACGAGUAUCACUGGCAAUGCCUUAAAAUCGAACAAAUUAAUACGAAUUAGAGGCUGAAGCACUUCUGAGCUGACGUUUCAAGUAGAUUGUAUGAAUGAUAAAGCUUUAAAGAUAUGUAUUAGCAACUACAAUUAAAAAUGCUAUUGGGGUUCUUUGCUUUUUAUUUUAGGAGGAUUGAAGAGUUUUUAGUUCAGGAUAGAACACUGAAGGAACAAUACAUCAUAGAAUACCUCUACCUUUAUACCUCUAAUACCGUUGCUAUUUCCCUACAAUAUCUCAAAUGUUGUUUCUAUUAUGUUUCUCUUGAUUCAUAUUUAUGUUUUAGCAUCUUGGACUUCUGUUUCUUUAGUUUUUUAUAAAAUUUCUGAAAGCACAUUUCUACACCUUUUAAUAUUAUAGCCCAGCCUGAAUUCUGAUUGUAAAAGGGAAGAUUGGAGAUUGAACAGAAAUUAUCUAAAACUACUGUGUCCAAGAAUGGCCUCUUGAAGAUAGAGCAUACCAUGGCCUCUUUCAAGGCAAGCAGAGCUAUCUUCUCCCACUAAGGGGCAUUAAUUAGAACUUGGACUCAGCUGCAUUUAUCUUCCUAAGAGGCUUUGACCAGUCACAGCAAUACGGACAUUGUCCAAAUUCAAGCAACUUUGUCCAAGUAUGCCUAAAAUGAUUCCCACAAUAAUCUUGCAAAGGCUCACCUUGAAACAGAACUGUUAACCAGAUACCUACAGACUCAGUAAGAGUAGAGAAGUAAACACAUUGUGCAACUCUUAUUUACCACAAAAGCCUAAUAAACACUCUUACCUAUGCCAAGUCAGUUUCAUCCUUUGAUCCUGUCUUUCUUCAAUAGUACUCUGAGCCUCUCUUAUAUUUCUGCAUCUCAUGGAGCUCCUCUGUGAACCAGGAGGUUCUAUUCAUGACUACAUAGACACAAACCCACCUGUCAUAUGUUCAUUUCAACCCAUGACUAAGUUUUGUCUAAGCCAUGUGCUGGAAACUCAGGAAUAACCCUAAGCUCCCUUUGAAAUCUACUGGGUCCAUCAAUCUCUUCUGGAGGAUUGACUGAAUAGGCCCAGCUUCUCUGCAGUUCAGAGGAUAUUGAUGUUCGUUGACUUCAGAAAAUUAACUGAAAACCUUAAAAAAGGCACUAGAGAUUUUGUUUUCUCAAUUCAAAUGAUUCCUGAGAAGUUAAACAGACAAGAUAUUCUACACCUAGAACUUUCUAAAAUAGAAUUUAAAUAGAAAUAGCAAUGUGUACAUAACUGUUACAGCAUUUUUCAUAUUUCUGAACCACCCAGUUUAUAUUUACAGUAGUUUGUAUUUAGUAAUACAGAAAAAGUGUUUUGUAAACCAUUUUAAAAAGCCAAAUGCCACUACUGUUGGAAGAGAAAGUUGAAGAAAAGAUUGAUACAGAAUUAGCUACAGACCAGCAGAAAUGAAACUAACUGAUGUCUCUAGGUUUGAUAUGCUUAAUACCCUUUCCCAAAAAAAGUUGUAGUUGCAUUGUCAUUCAUCAAAUCUUAUAAAUCUACAAGAAAUCCCUGUGAUAAGAUCAAUGAUUAUCUCCAAAUAUGUAUAUAUAGGAUUACCAUAUUAAAUUCUGGAAGGAAUUUAAGAGAUUGCUUGAAGUUUAUACAAAAGGAUAGGAAAGAAACUGUAUUUUUGGUGAGAAAACAAUGGAAAAACACUAGCAAAAGGACAAAUAGAGAAGAUAGAUGGCAAUUUAUACUGUGAGCUUAAUCUAAAGAA